Molecule: messenger RNA, 1076 nt
Organism: Anopheles maculipalpis
Lineage: Eukaryota; Metazoa; Arthropoda; Insecta; Diptera; Culicidae
Product: protein Mo25
Exons: 6
Coding region: 1-1011 (336 amino acids)
Biological process (GO): intracellular signal transduction
Molecular function (GO): protein serine/threonine kinase activator activity
Source: RefSeq, a predicted model, not a curated record
AUGCCACUGUUCGGAAAGUCCCAGAAAAGCCCACAGGAGCUGGUGAAGGCGCUCAAGGAGGCAGUUAAUUCGCUGGAGCGUGGUGACAAGAAGGCGGAAAAGGCACAGGAGGAUGUCAGUAAGAAUUUGGUAUUGAUCAAAAACAUGCUAUACGGUACAUCCGAUGCCGAACCGCAAACCGAAAUAGUCGUUUCCCAGCUGGCCCACGAGCUGUACAGCACCAAUCUACUACUGCUGCUAAUACAGAACCUAAAUCGCAUCGACUUCGAGGGUAAAAAGGACGUGGCACAAAUCUUCAACAAUGUGCUCAGGCGACAGAUCGGAACACGCUCGCCAACGGUAGAAUACAUCUGCACAAAGCCAGAAAUAUUAUUCACCUUGAUGGCUGGCUAUGAACAUCAGGAAAUCGCACUCAACUGUGGUACGAUGUUGCGGGAGUGUGCGCGUUACGAGGCGCUUGCCAAAAUAAUGCUACACUCGGACGAGUUUUUCAACUUCUUUCGCUACGUCGAGGUGUCCACGUUCGACAUUGCGUCCGAUGCAUUUUCCACGUUUAAGGAGCUGCUCACCCGGCACAAAAUUUUGUGCGCCGAAUUUCUCGAACAGAACUACGACAAGGUGUUCAACCAUUACGAGCAUCUGCUCAACUCGGAAAACUACGUUACGCGGCGCCAGAGCCUUAAGCUGCUCGGCGAACUUUUGCUCGAUCGGCAUAACUUCACGGUGAUGACGAAGUACAUCUCCAAUCCAGACAACCUGAAACUAAUGAUGAACAUGCUCAAGGAAAAAUCGCGCAAUAUUCAGUUUGAAGCGUUCCACGUGUUCAAAGUGUUCGUCGCGAAUCCCAACAAACCAAAACCGAUCCUCGAUAUACUGCUGCGCAACCAGGAAAAGCUCGUCGAUUUCUUGACCCGCUUCCACACGGACCGCUCGGAGGAUGAGCAGUUUAACGACGAGAAGGCUUACCUGAUCAAGCAGAUCAAGGAGCUGAAACCGGCCCCGGAUCAAUAGUCGUGCGUUGCCGCUAUCGUUGCCACCACCACCACCCCCUCGAACACCACCAGCAACACCAUCGU